This is a messenger RNA of Penicillium daleae, 585 nucleotides long. RefSeq lists its product as uncharacterized. NCBI's taxonomy places the organism in Eukaryota, Fungi, Ascomycota, Eurotiomycetes, Eurotiales, Aspergillaceae. Gene Ontology annotation, molecular function: protein binding. The transcript has a single exon. Bases 1 to 585 code for a protein of 194 amino acids. The record is from RefSeq and is a predicted model, not a curated record.
AUGCCUCUCCUAUCCCUCCCAGUUGAGAUCCUUCUCAUCGUCAUCCAGAGCCUGGAUGACCCAAGUCUCUCCGCUCUCACUCGCACCAACAAGCGACUACAUGCCUACUUCACGAAUGAGCUCUAUCGCCGCAGUCUCAAAACCGACGGCUGGGCACUCCACUGGGCAAGUUACAAUAACCAAGUUGGGACAGCCCGACGGUUUCUCAAGCUUGGCGGCAGUCCCAACGUCUGGUAUCGACGUGACUACGACUCGCCAUACGUACCACUCUCACUGCCCUUGAUCGGGUCUGUUCUGAGGAACGACCUUGAAAUGGCGACUCUUCUCCUGGGUUACGGCGCAAAUGUGGAUAUGCAAGACUGUUGCGGUGCCACGGCUUUAUACAUGGCAUCCAAGCUGCGCCACCAGUCGAUGGUGCACCUCCUUCUCGACAACGGAGCCAAUAUCAUUUUCUCCUAUGGAUUCCAUCACCGCCAAUAUGAGAUCGAGAAACGUCUGGAAACAUGCUUUCCCUCCCUUUUUGAUUCUCUCAAGCGGGGUGUACCGAUGGGCCCAGCAGAGCUACCGCAUGGAGAGGUGCCAUAA